This is a messenger RNA of Mytilus californianus (California mussel), 7797 nucleotides long. Its product is annotated as glucosamine 6-phosphate N-acetyltransferase-like. Lineage: Eukaryota; Metazoa; Mollusca; Bivalvia; Mytilida; Mytilidae. Bases 72 to 659 code for a protein of 195 amino acids. Gene Ontology annotation, cellular component: endoplasmic reticulum-Golgi intermediate compartment; Golgi apparatus; endoplasmic reticulum. Gene Ontology annotation, biological process: UDP-N-acetylglucosamine biosynthetic process. The transcript has 6 exons. The record is from RefSeq and is a predicted model, not a curated record. Gene Ontology annotation, molecular function: monosaccharide binding; glucosamine 6-phosphate N-acetyltransferase activity.
GUGAAAAUCCGUGACGUGUAAAUUUCAUCACUCCCGAAAGAAGAAAAGGGACUGUGGUAGUCUGAUAAAUUAUGACAACCAAUAAGAAAAAGGCAAAUGGAGUUGAAGAUGAACCUAUCUUUGAUCCUAGCGUUCUGCGAGAACUAGACUUUGAAAGCAAGUCAAGAGCAACAUACAAUCCAAAUAUAUCACCACAGAACCCAGGAGAAAUGUUAAAACUCAGACCACUCUAUAAAUCUGAUUAUGAUAAAGACUACAUGAAUUUAUUGAGUCAGCUGACCAAAGUUGGUAAUGUCUCAAGAGAAGAGUUUGAAGCAAGAUUUGAUGAUCUGAAAGGCUGUGGAGAUACAUAUUAUGUAGUUGUGAUAGAAGACCUGUCUUUAAACCAGGUCAUAGGAACAGGUACUCUGGUGAAAGAACGAAAGUUUUUACGACAGUGUGCAUCUAGAGGUAGAAUAGAAGAUAUUGUAGUUAAUAAUGCUUACAGAGGAAAACAGUUGGGAAAAUUGUUAUUGGACGUAUUAACAAUUUUGUGUCAGAAGAUAGACUGUUAUAAAUUGUCAUUAGAAUGUCUAGACGGGAUGGUGAAGUUUUACAAACAGUUUGGAUUUGAUAAAGAGGAUGGACAAAAUUACAUGGUUCAACGAUUUCAUGAUUGAAAUACGAAAAAUAAUAGGGAAAUUUAUGUGAUAAAUACAACAGUGGGUUUAAAAUGUAGAGGUUUUUAAAUAAUCAAAACAAAGUCAAUUUUUGCAGCAUUACAAAUUUAUUUACACAACAAUAUGAAUAUUUAAGUGAUGAUAAAAGUAUGCCGAUAUAUAAAAUCAUGUAUUAAACCUUAUAAACAAAUAUAUACAUGAUAUAGGGGAAAAAUGUAAAAUGAUAUUAUGUAAAUAUUGUUAAUUCUAAAGGUAAAUCAAUGAAGCAUAGCUAUAUGUUAAAGUGGUCUAUAUUGUAAAAUUAAUUUGAUCAUUAUGGGCUUCUGGUAGAAAAAUACACAUGUAGGUAGAAAGUUUAAAAAUAACUUUAUAUGGAUGACUUGAUCUGUAAACAAUCAAUAUUUACUUAACUGCAAGGUAUUUACUUUGUAGUAUUUAUGCUAUCUCUUGAUCUAUAUCAAUAUUUGGUAUUUUUCCAUCUAUAUAUGUACACAGGGUUAUUAAGGCUUUAAAUAUUAACUGUUGUAUAUAUUAAUAAGUAAGUUUUGCCUUAUUCAGUACACAUGCCUUACAUUGCCAAGGUACAUCUUUUGAACAUAAAAAUCGUCAAUUUGUCAGGGUGGUAAUUAAUCCACCAAAUAUAUUAAAUAACAAUAGUAUAAUUUGUGGAAAUUUGAACCUUAUAGAAUAUAAAGGAGACCAUGAGGGACUGAGUGUUAAUGUUUUCUUCCCAAAAAGUAAUAAAAGUAAAAAGUAUGAGAUUAGAAAUUGCUGCAAUUAAAUGUAAGAAAUAGUUCUUUCACUUCAUGCUCUUUGCUCAUUUUAACAUGGGUACCCCUAUAUUUGUCAUAAUGUCCUUCCCUCUGCUCAGUUCUUCAUUAAAUUGCACAACACAUGGCUUUGUUUACAAAGUGAAAGAAGGGUGUCUCGUUAGAAAGUUAGAACUGAAUUUUGAAAAAAAUGCAAAUGAAAGGAGAUGUGGGGAUAAACGUCUACAUAUAGUGCAGCAACAAGACAAUCAAACACUUGAAGUAGACAUCCAGAGGUCACCUUAUAAUCUUCAGUGUUCUUAUACACACAUAUAGUCGAUUUAAAUGAUCAUCGAAACAUGAUAUAUGUGUUGUAGUCAUGUGACUUUGUUUAGAGUUAUAUAUUCAUGAUAUUGCUAUGUGAUCAUUGGGUAAUAAUUAUUAAAUGACCACAAUAUUUGUUUCUACUGUCGAUUCAUUCAUUUUAAUGGUACCAAUUUUCAUGGAUUGAGGAAACAUUGUAUUUUCGUGGAUAUUUGAUUUCUUGGUUUUGCCAAAGUCUGUAAGACUAUAGAAAAUUUAUACUACUUCAUCAAGCAUUGAAAUUCAUGGUUGACCUAUACCCAAGAAAUCCACGAAAGUUGGUAUCCCACGAAUAAUAACGAAUCCACAGUAUUUGAAAUAAAUUCCAUACCCAUAUUCAUAUGAUUGUGAUAUCUUUACAUAUCAAAAUAUUUUGACAUCUGUGGUUGAUUUAAAUUGAAUAAUGUAAAAUUGCUUCAACGUCAAAACACAUUAAUCCAAUUAAAUUCUUUUUCUUAGAAAAUAUUUUAUUUACAGCAAACUUGCAGUAUGCUUUAUAGAUAAAGGCAGAAUUUUGCAAAUGUAAAAGAGAUAAAAGUUCAUAAAUUGAAUUUGAAAAUGGAAUAGAAUUAUCUACAGGUAUAAUUAAUACAUUCCAUCACCUAUCGGAAAUUAUUACGAUGUAUUUAUUAGCUCAAAAAAUGAGACAGUUUCAAGUUCGAAAUAAUAAAAACUUGCAUUCAUAAGUUUAGUUGUGAUUUUCCUUCAUAAAAUGUUUGUAAUUUUUGACACAUGCCUCGUUCACACGUACAUUUAAUUCGAAUUGAAUUCGAAUCGAAUGCGAAUCGAAUUCGCUAAUCGCGUUCACACACUCUUCUUUUUUAAUUCGAAUUGAUUCGAAUUGGCUAAAUCGCAUUAUCCAAUUCGCAUUAGAAAUGCGUUUUUGUUAAUACAAAUUAAAAGUUAACGUCGUUAGGACAGUAAAGCGAAUUUGACGCGCAUUGCAAUUCGAAUUAGAAUUUACGUUUGGACGUUAAACGUUUCGAAUGCGAAUUAAACUAAUUCGAAUUAGUUAAUGCGAAUUCGAAUUCGAAUUACGUGUGAACGCAGCAUUAGGACAAGGAUUCACAAUUAUAAUAUUAUUGAAUUUACAGUAUUGUUUUAAUUUCAUCGUUCAUCUUUUUUUUUUGCUUGCAAUAAGAUAGAAGGCAAAAAAAAAAUCAUAGCUUUUUCUUUGAAAAAUAUCAAGGUUCUCAUUUGAUGAUUGGAACCACAUUAAUGUGGAGCAAUAUAUCCGAUGUUUUUGUGUGUUGUAUAUAAUUGUUUGUGUAAUAACUUAGGGAGCUACCAUCUGACUUUUAUGGGGGGGCUAGGAUGAAAUUUGAAAAAAAUAGGCAGGACAGGAGUUUUGAGUAAAAAAAAAGGCAGGAUGAGACACUUGCAAAAAAAAAAGUCAGGAUGACAAUUUAGGUAAAUAAAAAUCAGGAUAAACUUUUAAAAAAAAGGCAGGACAGAAUACAGUGAAAAAUAAAAAGGCAGGACAGAGAUUACAACUAAAAAAAAAUGCAGGACAAAAUUUUUCAUCCUAGCCCCCCCCAUAAAAAUCAAAUGGUAGCUCCCUUAACAAGUACUUAUUUUUUAUAAUGAAAUCCAUAUAAUUAAUAUCAGGAUCUCUAUAUUUAGCAUAAUUUCCCAUGAUGUAUUUGGGGGUAACAUCAUAAGCUACGUGUAAACAUAAUUCCAUUUUAUAUUACAUUUCAUUCAUUUGACUAGUACAUCAUUUAUGAGUGGUCUUGGAAUAAGCUCUCUACAACCUCCAUUCUGAACUUCAUUCCUAAUUAUUUACUUAACCCUUGAUAUAUAAGUCAAAUAGCCCCUCCCCUCCCCUUUCCACCCAAAAAAAAAAAGAAAGAAGCACUCUUUAGGUUACUUGUAAUAUUAUUAUUAUUCAGAUCAUAAAAAUAACCCAGAGAGCCUAAACUGACAACAGACCAAGACAAUUCAAAAUCAGGCUUUUAGGACAGCGAGUUGAGGUUAACUUUUAUCUAGACAGGUCCCUGGUGGAGUGUUGUCUAAUUUUUAAUUAUACCACAUCUUAUUUUUGUAUUAACACAAAAUGACUUAAAGGAACAAAUCCUGAAAUUGGAUUCACAAAUGGGAAGAAGAUGCAUUUUUCCGAUUUUCAGUUAUUAGAUUAUUCUGUAAGAUAUUCUUAGGGUUUUAUGGGUCAAUGUGGGUUCCUAAUUCAUUUCAGCAAGGCAGUUAUAGUAUAAUUUUCAUUUAUUCCUUUAUCCAUUUUGUACACUUGUAAAUGUUUAGUGUCUUAUUUAGAACCUUUAAUAUUUUCAAAUACACCUGUGUGGUUCAAUUUUCUUGGUACCAUGCAAGAUUAAAUUUAGUGCAAUUUAUCGAACUCCUAAGAGCCCUGGUUAGGGAUAUAGACCUAACUGCAUUAUUUUAGUCUUGUAAAACUAAAAUUAAUUUGAUAAAAACUUUCUACGAUUUAAGUGUACAAAACCCAAAGAAAUCAAUUUUCUUUAGAUUUUUAUGGUUGAUAGUAUAAACAAUGUGAUUUUGCUUAAUUUUUACAAUUUGCUUAUUAGAUAUUCAUAUUUAAAUAAUCAGGAGUUUGUUCAUAUUUAUAAUUUAAAUAUUUAUGUAAUUCAUAUUUUUGAAUGUUUUAUUGAAAAUAUAAUGGGAAGUAAUAAAAUGUAGAGACUGUAGGUUAACUUUUUGUUAAGGAAUCUGUUCUGAUAUAACUAUGGUUUCUAGAGAUACCAAGAUAAUAAUACAAAGUUAUACAGUGGAUUCAUUUAUUUUCGUGGGUACCAACUUUUGUGGAUUGAGGAAAACUUGCAUUUUCUUGAGUAUUUGAUUUUGUGGUUUUGCCAAAGUCUGCAUAGAAAAUGUUUAAUUCAUUGAUCAUUCAAAGUCAAGGUUAAGCUGUACCAACAAAAUCCUCAAAAAUUGGUAUCCCACGAAUAAUGAUGAAUCUACAGUUAUAGAAAAAUUAAUAUGACACAACAUUUUCUGUUAAGUACAGAACCUUUAGUUCUGGUAAAUAUGAAUCUCUAUCAUUAUUUAAUUUAUUAAGCUGUGGCUUAAUUUUUUAUAUUUGUGAGAUACUUAUAUUUUAUGUAUUUUGUGGAUAUUUUUUAGUUAAAAUUAAACUAUGUUGUACUUAAUAAGAUUAAUAUAUGAACUAUGUUAUGUAAGUAUUUAUGAUUCAAGUAACACAUGUGACAAUCUGUUAAGUUUGUAUGAUUCAAAGGACAAACCAAUUUAACUAGGGAUUUUAGUCAUUAUCAUAUAUAACUUAUGCAACAUCGACUUCUCAAUUCAAUCAUUUGCCUGACAACACUGGAUUGGGAUUUUGUAGGUACAGAUUCAAACAGGGGCACACCCCACGCGCGCCCCUCUAAAAAAAUGUAAUUUAUAGGUAAAAUUACAGCCAAUUUUUUGUCGAAAUAUGGUCUUUUUAGUCCUAAUUUUCAGGAGCCCCCAUUUUACAUCAAAUCGUGGAUCACCGCCUGGUUUGAACCCCACUUUGGCAUGUGACCUACCGAAUUAGACUAUUUACUGGAUUUGUAAUAACAUAAGUAACACGACGGGUGCCACAUGUGGAGCAGGAUCUGCUUACCCUUCCGGAGCACCUGAGAUCACCCCCAGUUUUUGGUGGGGUUCGUGUUUCUUAGUCUUUAGUUUUUUAUGUUGUGUCAUCUAUUCUAUUAUUUGUCUGAUUGUCUUUUUAUUUUUGGCCAUGGCGUUGUCAGUUUGUUUUCGAUCUAUGAGUUUGACUGUCUCUCUGGUAUCUUUCGUCCCUCUUUGGCAAGGUGUGUUUGACUGUGAUCUUAAAUGACUAGGAUUGCCAGUUUUCCUGCCUAAGUUCUGUAUUUCUUUCUAAGUGCCCCAGCUUCCUCACAAAGUUUAGUAGAACUCUAAAGUGACCCUACCUUCCCGCACCAAUAAUAUAUGUACAUAAGGCUAUAGCCAGGUGUGCUGAAAGUGGCAUUAAACAUCAACGAUUAAUCAGUCAAACUUCUAAAUAUCUUAAUAUUUUUGUCUGCUGCAAGUUCGGUUUAUCAACAAUGAAAUAUACAUAGAAUUUGUUUUUCAGCUCAACAAGUUGAAACUGUGUUGAAAUGAAAUUUUUUUUUCAAAACAUCUGUGUAUUUAAAUGUAAGAUGUCAAUUGAAUAUUAUUAGUGCUAUUAAUUUAUGAGAAAGCAUUAUUAGAGUUGUGUUUAUAUUGUUUUUGUUCGGCACAAAGUUAUUUUUGUAAGAAUCUCGUCUACCAAAAUAUUUUUUUUUGUAAAUUUCUCAUUUAUGAAUAUUUAUUUUAAGUUUUAUUUUUCUUUGAUUGUUGUUUUGUUUAUUAUAUUUAAUUUGUUUGUUAUGUUCUACCAGGUAUAAGGUCAUUUUUAUAUGAGGCAAUCACCUCCUUAACUACACAUCUUAAAGUUUUAUGUUCCAGUCGCACAUGAGCUUGAAAAGUCUUUUUAAUAGCAUUAAAUGCAUUGUUUUUAUGCCCCACCUACGAUAGUAGUAGGGGCAUUAUGUUUUCUGGUCUGUGCAUCCGUUCGUCCGUCUGUUCAUCCGUCUGUCCAUCUGUCUGUCCGGCUUCAGUUUAAAGUUUUUGGUCAUGGUAGUUUUUGAUGAAGUUGAAGUCCAAUCAACUUGAAACUUAGUACACAUGUUCCCUAAGAUAUGAUCUUUUUAAUUUUAAUGCCAAAUUAGUUUUGACCCCAAUUUCACGGUCCACUGAACAUAGAAAAUGAUAAUGCAAUUGGGGCAUCUGUGUACUAUGGACACAUUCUUGUUCAAUAUCUAUUUUGUGAAAUAUUUAUGACUCUAAAUUACUAUGAAUAUCAGUUUUAUGUAUUUCAUCAGCCAUCAGAAUUUCUAUUGAUGGACAUUUCCAAGCCACUUCAGUUAAAUUUUUACUCUAUGUUCAAAAUUACAUGGAAAUUUUCCCCAAAAAAGGUAGUAAUAUUUACCCUAGAAUUUUUUUUCCAAACUUAGCAGUUAUAUAUAACAUUCAGUUGUGUAAACAUCAAGGGAAUUAAAUUUUCUGUACAAUUAUCAGGCUAUUCCGAUUUUUAAAUUUCUUAGACAUGGAAAAAGUAUUUACAUGACUCAAGAACUUUGGUGUUUUAAUUACUAUGUAUUAGAUUUAAAACUCAAGCCUCCAAGUGCUUUUGUUUUUAAAUUAUAAUUUUUCAAGAAAGGAUGAUAUAAUAUACAUGUAGUAUAAUAUGAGUUAAGAUUUUGAAGUAAUUUCUUUAGUUUUGUAAAGAACAAUAAUGCAGAUACCAUAAAAUUAGUUUCAUACUGGGAGUCUUAAUUCUCCACAAUUAUUAUUUCAAAUCACUUCAUGUUUUUGUUUGUUCUUUAUUUGCUUCAGUCCUUGAAGUAUGUGCAAGGGGUAGUUUAUUUCCAUUCAGAUAAAAAAAAAGUCACUACUGCUUUAAAUGAAAGUGCUUUAAUAGAAAAUCGUGAAAACCUGAUUAAAAAAAAACAUUUGCUAACCAACUUCAGACUAACCCAUCAGUAAAUUGUUCAAUACAAUAUUUUAAGGAAAAAAUGAGCUGCAUUGGAUAGAAAUCGACCUUAUGCAAGUGAACAUAUACAUGUACAUGUUUUAGACUUUGAUUGAUUUUUGAACAUUCAAAUACGAAAGGAAAGAUGAAUUUUGGUCUCUUUUGUAGGGUUCUUAUAACAACUCAUUUUUCAAACAGGUACAGACUUUGCAUAGAUUUUAUUUCAAAUAGGAUAACAGAUGUAUUGAUAUUCAUUUGCAUUAGAUCAAUUUCUAUCCCACAGAGCUCAAAUAAUGAUUUUGUAUUAUUUAUUAAAUUAUAUUUUUGCAGUAACGGGAAUGCCACACUUAUGUAUAUAAACAAUAAUUGGUAAUUAUAAGUAUACUGGGAAAUGUAUAUCUUUAUAUAAGUUCUGAUUAUCAUUUAGAGGUUGUUUAAAAAUAUGUUAUUCAGUUUAUAUAACAUUUACAUCAGAUUUUGUAUGUGGUAUAUUUCGCCAAAAAUAAUUUGUUGAAAUUUUAUGAAAUAUACUUUUGACAAAAUUUAA